AUGAAUGCAUCUGUAAUAUCUACUUAAGCCUAUUUUAGUGGUUUUACAACCAAUCUUCUAAGAGAUACAGGCUACUAUGCAAAAAUAAAUGACUCUAUGGAAGAAUAAAUGUUUUAUGGAAAAGGAAAAGGGUGUGAAUAAGUCAUGGGUAAAUGUGAUAUUAAAUUAAGAGAAUAUUGUGAUCCUAAAAAUGAAGCUACAUUAUGUGAUUUUCACCAUUAUGGAUUUGCUGAAUGUAAAACUGGUUUAUAUAAUAAUUCUAAUUGCAAUAAUUUAUUUGUCUACGACAAUGCAAAAUGCUUUGAUGUAAACAGUCCAUUUAACGAUAGCAAAAUUACAAAAUCAAAUGGAAAUAAAUUUGGUACUGAUUCGAGAUGUUUCAACGGAAGCUUAUUGGCUAAAGGAUAUAAAUAAAGAAACAUAAUUAAGGGUCAAUGCUAUAAAUAUGAAUGUAGUGCUAAUGGAUAAUAAGUAAAUAUAUAUAUAGAAUCAGUAAAACUCGUUUGUAAUAAAAAUUCGGAAUAAAAAACAGUAGAAAAUUAUACUGGAUUUGUAUUAUGUCCAGAAAAUAUAACAGAAUUUUGUAAGUUGAAAAAAAUAUGUAAGAAUUUCUGUAGUUAAAACGGAUAUUGUCUAAAUAAUAAAUGUGAAUGUAAAAAAGAUUUCUAUGGAGAAGAUUGUUCUAAUAAAAUACCUAUUAAAAAAAAAUGA
Molecule: messenger RNA, 711 nt
Organism: Ichthyophthirius multifiliis
Lineage: Eukaryota; Ciliophora; Oligohymenophorea; Hymenostomatida
Product: leishmanolysin family protein, putative
Exons: 1
Source: RefSeq, a predicted model, not a curated record